Messenger RNA from Ziziphus jujuba (common jujube), 3121 nucleotides. Its product is annotated as chromatin assembly factor 1 subunit FAS1. Gene Ontology annotation, biological process: nucleosome assembly. NCBI's taxonomy places the organism in Eukaryota, Viridiplantae, Streptophyta, Magnoliopsida, Rosales, Rhamnaceae. The record is from RefSeq and is a predicted model, not a curated record. Gene Ontology annotation, cellular component: nucleus; CAF-1 complex.
UAUUUGAGCAAUUUUGGAGCCAAACCCGCCCUUCCGUUUGGCGGGAAACCCCAAAAAAAAAAAAGAAAAAAGAUGUUUUUGUUUCCAAAAAACAAAUACAUUUUUAAUUAAUUUCUGCGAAUAAACAGAACAGUUUUUUGGUUUUCCUUUGGAGAAAAUUUGAUUCUGUCUUUUGUGAUUUUUCCACCUUCUUCAGUAAUUGUAAACCCAUUUUCCUAGAAACCCUUGAAGCGAAAAAGAAGGAAAACAAAACCCAAAAAAUUCAGGGAAAAAAAAAAAAACACAUUUCAUUUCUUAUCUGUUUCUCCAGGUCGAUUUGCUCUCAGAUUCAGAUUCUAUAGCGGGGUUUUGGAUUUAGGCUCGGAAAUUCUUUCUCGGGUUGAGUCGACUCGGUGUGUUUUGGUGGAGGGCUUCGGAUUUUUCCAGAAGUGCGAAAUGGUUGAAAUCAUCGCCGGUGCUGAUCCAAAUGACCAGGAAAUGAACGGUCAAGAUCGACCCAAGAAGACCCAGAAGCGAAAGAGGGCUAGUUUGGAUCUAGAAAGCUUGGGUACGGAGGAAAAAUUGGCUCAGAUUGAAGCUCUUCGCAAAGAGCUUGAUGGGUUGUUUGAAUACUACAAGGAAUUGAUGGAUCAGAAAGUGGGUUUGGAUUUGAAGCUGUGUGGUGGCAGUGUCAAUGCGGUCGUGGCUUCGUUGAUGGAGGAGAAAGGACUUCCUUUGUCGAAACUCGUCGACAAAAUCUACGAGGAAGUGAAGGGAAAUGGAGUUUGUGGGAGUGUGACAAUGGCGUCCGUGAAGAACACUGUUCUACUUGUUGGUCAGCGGAUUAUGUACGGUCUGUCCAAUGCCGAUGCCGAUCUCUUAGAGGACGACUCCAAGUCUUGUCUUUGGUGCUGGGAGGCAAGAGAUUUAAAGCUGAUGCCAGAAUCUGCACGUGGAAUAUUGAAUAUUAGGCGUACCUGUCGAAAAAAGAUCCAUGAGAGGAUUACAGCUGUUUCUGAAAUGAUAAUGGCAUUACAAAAGUUGGAGAGUGACCAAAAUUUCAAACACGACCUCAUAAAGGCAUCAGAAAAGCUUAGUAAAGUAUUAUGUGAGUCAAAGAUUCGUUUAUUGGUUAAUGGCCUGCUGCAGAAGAAUGGUACAAACUUGGCUCAAAAGGAAGCAAAACGGGAAGAAAAAUUGCUAAUCAAACAACUGGAGAAGGAUAAACGAGAAGCUGAAAAAGAGAAAAGGAAAUUGGAACGCGUGCUUUUAAAAGAAAAAUGUCAAAGUGAAAAGGAGCUAAAGAGGCAGCAAGAGGAGGCAGAAAAAGAUGAAAGGCGUCGCGAGAAAGAAGAAUCUGAAAUGAGGAAACAACUGAGGAAGCAACAAGAGGAAGCAGAGAGAGAUCAGAAACGUCGAGAGAAGGAAGAAGCUGAAAUUAAAAGGCAACUCUCCAUACAAAAGCAAGCUUCAAUCAUGGAACGCUUUCUUAAGAGAAGCAAAACUAGCCCAAGCCAGAAGGACCAGUCUUCAACUAAAGCAACCAUUCCUGAUUCACCAAGUAAAAAGAGUGAAAAUAUGCCUGAGGCAGUUACUCUAUCAAUGGAUUGUACUCUGUCGUCAAGUAUAGAUAUUAAUAUUGAGGAUAUCCGCAAGUCACAUGUUUCUUCGUGGCGGCUCUUGGGUCAUUCUAUUCAUCCAAACAGAAACCAGCAUUGGGGCAAACGCCAAAAGCCUAAGACUAAUCUGUUUGUGGAACUUAAGCUCACUACAAGUAGAAUAGUUCAUGAUGAUGAGUUGAGCGCAGGGAAAUUUGCAGAUGGAUUAGAAGAACAGACUUCUGAUGAAAUAUCAUGUCAGACUAGUGCAAAUUGUUCUGAUGUCCAGAAGUUCAAACGGGGGAAGCAGUUGCUGCAAUUUGAUAAGAGCCAUAGACCUGCAUUUUAUGGUACAUGGCCAAAGAAAAGUCAUGUUGUUGGACCACGCCAUCCUUUAAGGAAGGACCCGGACUUGGAUUACGAAAUUGAGAGUGAUGAGGAAUGGGAAGAGGAGGAUCCUGGUGAAAGCCUUUCAGAUUGCGACAAGGAUGAUGAAGAGGAAAUUUUAGAGGGAUGUUCAAAAGCUGAUGAUGAAGAUGAAAGUGAAGAUGGUUUUUUCGUACCUGAUGGGUAUCUUUCGGAAAAUGAGGGAGUAGAGAUUGACAGGAUGGAAACUGAUAUUAGAGUUGACGAGGCCAAUAGCUCAUCUGGCUGUCAGCAAGACUUAGAGAGUGAAGAAUUCUCUGCCUUGCUUAGGCAACAAAAAUAUUUGAACAAUUUGACAGAACAUGCUCUUCGGAAAGGUCAACCUUUGAUUAUAUUGAACUUGUUGCAUGAGAAGGACUCUUUGUUAAAUGCAGAAGAUCUUGCUGGUACAUCUAGGAUGGAACAGAUGUGCUUGCAAGCUCUAAGUAUGCGUAUGUUCCCUGGUGGACCACCAACAGAGAUCUCACUGGAUAAUGAACAAGACCAUGACCGAGAAGCUUGCCUAUCAAGUGGCAAGAGCUGUAUCACGCCAGUCUCUACUCCGACUGCUAUACCAGACUCAGAUUUGCCUACAAUAGUGUCUGCUAUUCAGUCAUGUUCACAAGGUAUCCAAAAGGUGGUUGAAUCUCUGCAACAGAAGUUGCCUGGUAUUUCGAAGACUCAAUUAAGGAAUAAAGUGCGUGAGAUAUCAGAUUUUGUAGAUAAUCGGUGGCAGGUCAAGAAAGAAAUCUUGGACAAACUUGGCAUGUCAGCAUCUCCUGAAAAUAGUUCACGUCGGACCAAAAGCAUUGCUACAUUUUUCUCGAAAAGGUGCUUGCCACCCACUGGUAAAAGCAUCAACCAAAAUGAAAGCUCUAGGGAGCCAUCUUUGAAACCAGGUUCUGAGAUGGAGGGGCAGUAGAGUUUGCGCAUAUAAACACCUAUAAGCUACUUGCUAUUUCUCGAAUGCCUUUUGUUAUAUUUUAUAAUAUUUCACAGCUUGUGCUGCAUGUUACAUGGCAUGCAUUUACAGAUUUACAUGUAACCAUAAUCCCCAUGUAGAUUGAAUUAAAUUUUUGAAUCAGAAGGUUUCCUUGACCAGUGUUCAUAAUGUUCAGUUUGAUGUCUUUCAUUUGUUA